CCGGAUGCGUGUGUGAGUGACAGCUGGCUGACGGAGCGGCGUAAGGCGGAGUAAACACCCAGAGACAGAGCCUCUUACCCCGGCCUCCCAGCGGCCUCACACCGGCCUCACCCCCGCCUCCAGCGCUCCUCUCCGGCUCCUCUCCGCCCGUCCGCCCGUCCGAGCAGCCGCAGACCUCCGGGGUUGCCACAGCGACGGUCAGCGUCCGAACACAGGAGCGGGGCGUCAGCCAGCUAGCAUAGCCACCUAGCAUAGCCUAGCCUAGCGUUAGCACCGCCUCACAGCUAGCGUUAGCAUCGGCCGCGGAGAUGAUCGCGCUGAUCAACAAGCUGCUGGACUGGUUCAAGGCGCUGUUCUGGAAGGAGGAGAUGGAGCUCACCCUGGUGGGGCUGCAGUACUCCGGGAAGACCACCUUCGUCAACGUGAUAGCGUCUGGACAGUUCAGUGAAGACAUGAUUCCUACAGUUGGAUUCAACAUGAGGAAGAUCACUAAGGGCAACGUCACCAUCAAGUUGUGGGACAUCGGCGGUCAGCCUCGGUUCAGGAGCAUGUGGGAGCGUUACUGUCGAGGAGUCAGCGCCAUCGUCUACAUGGUGGACGCAGCAGAUCCAGAGAAGAUCGAAGCCUCCAAGAACGAACUCCACAACCUGCUGGACAAACCGCAGCUGCAGGGAAUUCCUGUUCUGGUUCUGGGCAACAAGAGGGACCUACCAGGAGCUCUGGAUGAGAAGGAGCUCAUAGAGAGGAUGAACCUGUCAGCCAUCCAGGACAGAGAGAUCUGCUGUUACUCCAUCUCCUGCAAGGAGAAAGACAACAUCGACAUCACUCUUCAGUGGUUGAUCCAACACUCCCGGACUAAGAGGAGUUCCUGAGAACAGACACGCCCCCCCAACAGAACAGGCCACGCCCACCUGUCCUAACGCACACACACACACGCUCUUUGAUCAAACCCCUCCUCCCCCCCUUCUCUAAACUUUACUCCCUAACCUCCCACCUUUAUCCUCAGACCUCCUACCCUUUAGAUGCACUGGUGACUCUUAUUGAAUAAAGUAUCAAAGCAGGAAGUCAGAAAACCAAACCAAAGCCUUCGGAUCUACUUCCUGUUUCCUCCAGUAGACCAACACGUUCAACGCGUUUUAAAUUAUUACUCCGCUCACUCAUUUCCUGUGAUUUUCUCGCCAUAAAUUAGACUCCAUUCUAAACACAGAGCUGCUGAAAAUCACAAAUGUAUGUUGACUAUAUUCAUCAUUAAAGGAGUGUAACAGUGACCGUCCAGUCAUGUCACUGUUGACGUAACAACAGCUGAUUAGAAGCAUAAAUGAGAUAGAAGAAGGCGUCUAACAUAACGAGCAUUUCUCUUUGAAAACAAGGAGCCGAGUUCAGUGAGAAUUCACAGGAAACGCUGUGACAUCACAAUCCUGACAUUUAACCCUUCGUUAGCUGAUGUCAGGAACACUGAUUCUCCAUCGAGGUGUUUCUCCGCUCACACUACAGAAGUCUACAGCUUUAUUUAUUCCUACAGCAGUUAAAGGGUGAUUUAUAUUACAGAACAUGAGCAUUAUUUAUAGGGAAUAUUUCCCCCACUAGAAGAAACUCUGUGGAUUAUCUACAAAAACAUCUUCAUGGAUAGAAACCACAAAUUGUUUUUGUUUUUUUGUAAUCUGGUUGGAGUUUUAGUGUUUGAUACCGGCAGCAGAAAAGAGUUAUCAGUGCAUCUUUACAGAUCCACACAACAGCCUCCGUAAUAAUCAGAUCUUUUUAUCUGUUUUGGAUCCAAAACUAAACAUCAUCUUGCAGCGAUUUUGAUUUUUACUUAUAUACAUAACCGUAAAUAAUGAGACCGACCGACAUAGAUGCAAACAUUUAGCUUUGUUAGCUCGUUAGCUUCGAGCCUGUUUUGUGGAUUUUCCCAUGAUCCUCCUCUUCCCCUCACAGAUCUGCCUUCAUCCUUCCCUCUCUCCUUCAGAUUGCUUCCCUCUCUACCUCCACAUGGUUCAUCCAUCCACACCUCCUUCAUCUCACCUUUAUAUAAUCCUUUCUUCCUCCUCCUCCUCUUCCUCCCUCGUCUGUUGUAAACUGCUCGUCCUCCUCUGUGUCCCCUCUAUCCUUCCUUCCUUCCUUCCUUCCUUUAUUUUUGGAUGUUACCUUCUUCUCCUUUCCUCCUCGCCAAGCCCCGCCCCCUCGUUGUGUCUCUCGCUCUCCUGCCGAGCGAGGGAUUAAAAACCUUUUUAUUGCACUGUUGAUUUUUUGUUUUUGUAAGAUAUUAAUAAUGAGAAUAAUGUUAAUAAUCUUCUUAUUGUGACAUAACCUGGUCUGUCCAGAUGUAAGGAAGCGGUACUCUAACUGGAGAAGGAGAAAUGUUGUUUCUGUUCAUAUCUCUGUAAUAAGCUUUUUAUUAUUUGUUUUAUAUUGUCAUUUUUUUUAUUAUUGUUUUUUUUUUUUUUACUUUAUGAGACUUCUCUGGAUGUCAGCCAGAGUUCAGUGUUUUCUGCUCUGAGGCGUCUGCUGAUUGGACCUCGGGGUGUCACGUGAUCAAACGCAGCGUUCACUCAUGUCGGAUAAAAAGCAGCGAUGUAAUUAAUUAAGCGUUGAACCUCCCACAUAUUAAAUGUUUAUUUUAAAAUCCAUCGAGGUAAAACGUUUUCAUCCAUUUAUUUUACACAUUUACAUAUUACUAGUGAAAACAAUUUAUGAGAAAACAAAACUAAUCUGAUUAAUUAAUAAUAUCAAAACAUAUUCGUCCCUCCUCACAAAAUCUGUCUACAGAAAAAUAAUGAAACAACAUUAAAAUAAAAUAUGCAUUUAUGAAGAAAUAAAAAAUAUUAAAUCAAAUGAUAAUUGUAAUGUUUGAAAAUGAAAAAUAAGAACAUUCAGUGAUCACUUAACUGUCAAACUGAAAGAAAUUGUUCAACCUAAAUUUAAAGCGAAAUAAACUGGACUUUGCAAACUGCUUGUUUUAGGUCAUGUCUAAUGAGAAGUUUUUUUUUUUUUUCUUGGUCAUUUUCAUAUUUGUCAGUUUCAGAGAAAAGACCUCAAAGAAUCCUGAUAUAAUAUGAACCUUAUUUUUAUUAGAAAUGAACAAAAAUUGGGACAGAAUUCACAUGCAAAACUGCAGUUUGUAAUUUAAUUCUCAAGUCCAGCUUGCACCUUGACAAUUUUAUGUUACAUUUAGUUUCUAUUAUAAUGUUGGUGUUGAGCUCAGUAGUACACUGAACAUGAUUUAAUGCAUUUCCAAACAUUACAAAUGUUCUUUUAAAUCUCGUCAGCCAUAGACCUCCACACCCAACAGUGUUAGACCUGAUGAGGUAGGAAUGUGGUUUAGGACCAGGAUCUGGAUCCUUUCACUCUGAAUGAUGGUCGGCUCCAUGCCUUUAUUUAUCUGCUGGUGCUCAGACUGCUGCGCUACGUUUGUCACCAGCUCAUAGUCGAUGUGAAGAAUAUCUUCUUUUUGGUUUAAAUACGUUUUAAAUGUUAAGAUUAAGAAAGAAAACAAAAUGAAGUAAACGUUUUUGUAGAUUGUCAUUAGCAUUUCCUGUUUCAUUUGCAACAUCUUGGUGAGCUCUUUUCUCCUAUUGGUCCACAUCACGUCCUGACACGUCCUGGUCCCGACAGCAGCCAAUCAGAGCGCAGAACUAACAGGAAAAGGAAGGAGCAUUGCCUGUCUGUCCUUUUAUGUUUAAGAAUGGUCAAACCUUUUAGCUUUGUGCGUGGGAGAUGAAUUCUGCUUUACACUGUCGGGUCAAACAGGAUCAGUCCCCAAAUCCAAAGUCCACAUUUAGACAAGAACGCUCCAGAAGUCCACUUUAGAAGUGUUUUAUCCAGGAUGCUAAAGCUGCAGCUAAAGGUUAUUUAUAAUAUCUAAUAUUCUGCUGAAUAAGUAAUUCACUCUGUGUAUUAAAAGCUGAUCAAGUUC
This is a messenger RNA of Anoplopoma fimbria (sablefish), 3913 nucleotides long. Its product is annotated as ADP-ribosylation factor-like protein 8A. Gene Ontology annotation, molecular function: GTPase activity; GTP binding. Gene Ontology annotation, cellular component: lysosomal membrane. The coding region runs from base 309 to 872 and encodes 187 amino acids. Gene Ontology annotation, biological process: anterograde axonal transport; protein transport. The record is from RefSeq and is a predicted model, not a curated record. The transcript has 7 exons. NCBI's taxonomy places the organism in Eukaryota, Metazoa, Chordata, Actinopteri, Perciformes, Anoplopomatidae.